AUGUCAGAGUCGCUCUUCGCUCCUUCCAAUCCAUCCGCAUGCCACGCGUGCAAGCGUGGCUCUCGGAAGGUUGUUGCUGCGUCUGCGUCUGCGUCUGCUCCUGCUGCUGCUGCUGCUGCUGCUGCUGCUGCUGCGAGCAGCUCGCAAGGACCAGCAGUGUCGGAGGCAGUCAUUGUGGGUGGAGGGUUGGCCGGCCUCGCAACUGCUAUUGGCCUCCGGAACAUUGGGAUUGACGCGCAGGUAUACGAGGCACGGGACGGGGUGGUAGGCGAGGGAACCCUCAUCACGCUCUAUCCCAACGGGCUCAGAGCACUCAGCAGAAUCGACCCUGCCAUUGUGCCCCAGCUCAUAGCCCGAGGAGUACCGGACCCCACCAUUCUCGGCCGCUCUCCAACCGGCAGUAUCCUUUUCCAGUGGGACCUUGGGUCCAACAUGACUGCCCGGUUUGGCUUCCCCCUGCUGAACAUCCGCUGGCAAGAGGUCUUAGACGUGUUGCUUGGGAUGCUGCCGAACGACGCCGUCCAUGCCGGGCACAGGCUCGUGAGGUUCACGCAGGAAGAGGAGGAAAAGGAGGGGGGAGGAGGUGCUGAGGGGAGCGGCUCGGUGAAAUGCGUGUUCAAGGAGGUUUCGGGCUGUGAAGAGCGGUUGCUGGAGGUGGAGACCCCUCUGCUGCUGGGGGCAGACGGCAUUCACUCGGAGGCACGGAAGCAGCUGCUGGGCGGGACAGCAGGCAAGGGAGUGAGUCCGCGGGACAACGGCAGAACCCACUGGAGGGCCAUCAUCGACAGCAGCCUCUGCCCUCACCCCCUGGUGCAGCCACGUCAGGUGAACACCAUUCUCGGUGCCGACCGCACUGCAACUGCCGCCGAUGCUGGAGCUGGCAAGCUCUACUGGUCGCUCGCGCUCGUUGAUUCCGCCGAUCCGACGGUCAGCAGCGAGCCGUCCAACGGAGGGGAGGAGGCGAGGGAGAAGAUUCUGCGGGCUUUUGAGGGGUGGGAUGCGGUGGAGCAGCUGGUGAAUGCCACUUCCCCUGAGCUCAUUCGCGAGAGUCGCGUGCUUGACCUUCCGCCCCUGCCCUUCUGGGUCCAUGGGAGGGUAGCGCUCAUGGGAGAUGCGGCGCAUGCAGUGACACCAGCGCUGGGGCAGGGCGGCAAUCUGGCGUUUGAGGAUGCUGCUCAGCUGGUGGAGUGCCUCCGGGCGCACUCGCAUGUCAGUGAUGCUCUCCGUUCCUUCCAAUCCCUCCGCAUGUCACGAGUGCAAGCGGUGUCAGCACGGAACACUGCUCAAACAAAGAAGGUGUUUGACAAGGAGAGAGAGGGGAAAGAGGGGAAAGAGAAGAAUGCAGCAGGUAGUGAUGAAAGUGAGGCGAAAGCAGCGCCAAAGAUCGAAGAAGUUCAAGCGGCAUCGGCUGCAGUGGCAGCAAGAGAGGGGCGUGAUCCUGACGAGGAGCUGUAUGGUUAUGACCUUGUGGUUCUGGAGUAG
Molecule: messenger RNA, 1482 nt
Organism: Closterium sp. NIES-65
Lineage: Eukaryota; Viridiplantae; Streptophyta; Zygnematophyceae; Desmidiales; Closteriaceae
Source: the annotation of a GenBank genome assembly